AUGCAUAACUAAAUUAAGACUAAGUAAAAUCUUGAUAGAUAGAGUAAGUCAUAAUAUUGACUUAGAUUUAUAUUUUGCAGAUAACAAAAUCACUUUAGCUUUUUGUUAAUAUGAAAGGAUAAGACCAUUUGGAUUAAAAUAAAAUAUUGAAUUUGAUAGUGACUACUCUGAUCCUCCAACGAAAAUGAUUGAUAUCACAAAACUACCAAAUGGAUAAUUCAAAGAUAGAAGUAACUUAAAAGUUAUAAAAAGGAUACAUGCAUAAUGAUGAAUCAUUUUUUGUAAAAAUGGGUGGAAAGAAUAGAGAAUUAAUAGCAUAGAAAAUUAGAUCUAGAUUAGAAAGUAGAUAGAGUCCAAUGACAUAUAGGGGUAAUUAAUUAUUAUUUUAUGAUUCAAGCUAGAAAGUCCUAUUUUUGAUUAAUAGAUGAUAAAAAAAGCUAUAAAAUGUCAAUAACUAAAAUAAUCAAAUUCUGCUAGGUUUUUUCGAGUAUAAACUCCAAAGUUGUCUCCAAUUAGUAGGAUUGAAGUAAGACCAAUUAGUGGGGAAGUUAAAGAUGAUAAAAAUAUACCAUAGUUUAGUUCAGCACAAUAAAAACUUUUUAGAAUACUACUCAAGAAAUGA
Molecule: messenger RNA, 622 nt
Organism: Paramecium primaurelia
Lineage: Eukaryota; Ciliophora; Oligohymenophorea; Peniculida; Parameciidae
Source: the annotation of a GenBank genome assembly